UUGCCUUUGCUUUUCAGUCUGUGCACAUUGGGAAGGUGUCCACCACUCUUCCCCAGACUCUCGCCUCCACCUCAACCAGCUCAAGGAGCUGUCCCCAGUCCCCGCAGUGAGAGGACCUGCUGCACCAAGAGAGCCAAGGGACUACCCGUCCUCCCAACACGAUUCCUCUACCUGCAGGGGCGGAGAAGGGGUUUCAUUUUUAUCCUCCCACCGUCCACCCCCCCUUGACUUUAAAUUGGGACCGGAAUUUGCAACCUGUUGACUUGGAACGCGCGAGAGGAUGAAGGGGCCGUGGCUGGUACUGGCAGCUCUGUGCCUCGCCCUGGCUAACCUGGGUGCCCGGGCAGAGGAUGGGCUCGACUUCCCAGAGUACGACGGGGAGGACAGGGUCAUCCAUAUCAGCUUGAAGAACUACAAGGCCGCCCUGAAGAAGUACGAAGUGUUGGCCUUGCUGUACCACGAACCCGUAGGAGAUGACAAGGCUUCACAAAGACAGUUUGAGAUGGAGGAGCUUAUUUUGGAGUUAGCUGCCCAAGUCCUGGAAGAUAAAGGUGUGGGAUUUGGGUUGGUAGACUCUGAAGAGGACUCCGCUGUAGCCAAGAAGCUAGGACUGGAUGAAGAAGACAGUAUCUACGUGUUCAAGGAUGAUGAAAUGAUUGAGUAUGAUGGGGAGUUUUCGGCUGACACUUUGGUGGAAUUCUUACUUGACGUUCUUGAGGACCCCGUGGAGUUUAUAGAUGGAAGUCAUGAACUUGCUGCCUUUGAGAACAUUGAGGAUGAACCUAAGCUCAUUGGAUACUUCAAGAACGAAGAUUCAGAACAUUACAAGGCCUAUGAGGAUGCGGCUGAGGAGUUCCACCCCUACAUACCGUUCUUUGCUACUUUUGACAGCAAGGUUGCCAAGAAGUUGACUCUGAAAUUGAACGAGAUUGACUACUAUGAACCCUUCCAUGAUGAGCCUGUCACCAUUCCCAACAAGCCCAACAGUGAAAAGGAGAUUGUGGAAUUCCUUCAUGAGCACAAGAGACCCACACUGAGGAAACUACAGCCAGACAGCAUGUAUGAGACCUGGGAAGAUGACUUGGAUGGUAUCCAUAUUGUUGCUUUUGCAGAGGAGGAUGAUCCAGAUGGUUAUGAGUUCUUGCAGAUCAUUAAAGAAGUUGCAGAGGACAACACCGAUAACCCAGAUCUGAGCAUCAUUUGGAUCGACCCAGAGGACUUCCCCCUGCUGAUCCCCUACUGGGAAGAGAAGUUUGGCAUUGACUUGUCCCGACCUCACAUCGGCGUGGUGAAUGUGACGGAUGCUGAUAGUGUUUGGAUGGACAUGGAUGAUGAAGAGGACUUGCCUUCAGUGGAUGAACUGGAAGACUGGAUUGAAGAUGUUUUGGAUGGAGAUAUCAACACCGAGGAUGAUGAUGAUGAUGAUGACGAUGAUGAUGACGACGACGACGAUGAUGACGAUGAUGACGACGAUGAUGAUGACGAUGAUGACGACGAUGACGAUGACGACGAUGAUGACGAUGACUAAACAGUCAUUGAUUAAGUCGUUAGCAUCUAACUAGAUUAUAUAUAUACGUUAUUCACACGUCAAAAAAAAAUCUGACUUUAGUAACAACAUAUUUUUAUAUGAAUUCUUGAAAGCUAAUUUUCUCUUUAAAUUGAUCCCAAUAGAAUUAACACCAACUUCCAAUCUUGAAAACCAUAGAAUGCAAGAACAUGCUUAAGAGCGGUAGCUAGGGACAAAGGGCAUCUGACAGGAUGUGUUCCGUAAACCACCUGGGCCACCCAGGGAUGUCCAUUCUAGUCCCCAGCAACCUAUGUCCAUUGUCUGUUUCCAUAAGCAGACUUACAUACACAAAAGCAUUCGCUUCAAGCAAGCGGUAAAACACACAAAGUCAUAAAAGCAAAUUUUGUAAAAAAAACAACAAACAAACAAAACAAAAUGUGUGUUUUUUUUCAAGACCGAAAAAACUUUUUGGUUAUUUACUGAGCAGUGCUGCAAAUUAACAAAGUACGAUCCUACUUGAAUGAACAACCAUUUAGCUGGCAUAAGUAACAUAAGUCCUCUGUGUAACCUCCGAUCCCUACCCCAAUGUCCGGCACACGCAAUGAGCACAGGCCGACAAUUUUGCAAGUGCAUAUUUUGACUUUUAACCAUGAAUUUUUUUACUGCUAGCAAAAUGAACAGAAUGAACACAACAUUGGAAACCCACUUAUUUCAGUCCAGCCUUAUCAUUUGCAUAUAAUAUGCAGGCAACAUAGCACUUCAUAGUGUAUGUUAACCCUUCCCAAUCACGGCCACACGAGAACAGCUAUUACCUUAUUUGAGAUGUAACGCCGCCUUUCCCAUGUAAAAUCCUUUACCUCCAACAUAGACACCAACCAGGACAUUUGACUUUCGCACACAAAAAAAAAAACAUUUUUGGACAUUUGGAUCUUUGCACAAGAUACUAUUGCUGAAAAACAAAAACAGUUUCAUGAAAAUCCACUAUAUCAAUUCAUAUAUCACUGGCAAGGUCUUAAAAACGGUUCUCUACUGUGACUUUUGUGGGGUGAGAAAAACAUGAAAAAAAAAUAAUCCCACAAUUUUGAAUGGUAAAGAAAGAAAAUUCGACAACA
Messenger RNA from Pseudophryne corroboree (corroboree frog), 2619 nucleotides. RefSeq names its product calsequestrin 1 (gene CASQ1). Lineage: Eukaryota; Metazoa; Chordata; Amphibia; Anura; Myobatrachidae. Gene Ontology annotation, cellular component: Z disc; sarcoplasmic reticulum lumen. Gene Ontology annotation, biological process: regulation of skeletal muscle contraction by regulation of release of sequestered calcium ion. The record is from RefSeq and is a predicted model, not a curated record. Bases 281 to 1528 code for a protein of 415 amino acids. Gene Ontology annotation, molecular function: calcium ion binding. The transcript has 11 exons.